This is a messenger RNA of Alternaria conjuncta, 768 nucleotides long. RefSeq lists its product as uncharacterized. Gene Ontology annotation, biological process: triglyceride catabolic process. The record is from RefSeq and is a predicted model, not a curated record. NCBI's taxonomy places the organism in Eukaryota, Fungi, Ascomycota, Dothideomycetes, Pleosporales, Pleosporaceae. Gene Ontology annotation, molecular function: triacylglycerol lipase activity. The transcript is spliced from 2 exons. Bases 1 to 768 code for a protein of 255 amino acids.
AUGUUCCUUCCAACGCUCACCAACUGGCUCACAGCCACCAUCUUCUCUAAUCCCUCCAACAACGCACUCCAGUCCCCUGUCCUUGACCCCGCUGUCAAGUUCCCGUGGAUCCAACGCUUCGCCUCAAUCGGCGACUCCUACGCCGCGGGCCUAGGUUCCGGCACACGUCUCGACUGGUCAUGCUCCCGCUACACUUCCUCCUACCCAAACAUCCUACAAACCACCCUUUUCGGCCCCAACCCAAACCGCACCCAUCAGUUCCUCGCCUGCUCCGGAUCUACCAGCACGGAGAUCCUGGAAACCCAGAUCCCAGCUUUACAAGAUAACCUCGACCUGCUCACCAUCUCCGCCGGCGGCAACGACAUCGGCCUAACACCCAUACUAAGCAACUGCAUCUACCAAUUCUAUCUAUCAGGCGAAGACGCCUGCCAGACAGCUAUCAAUGAAGCACGAGCAAGGAUAGCAAAUGAAACAGAACUCUACCACAACAUCACCCUCCUCCUCUCCGCCGCAAAACCAAAGAUGAACCAACAACACGGCGUGAUUUACUACACAGGCUACGCCUCCUUCUUCAGUGACGAGGAUAAAACAUGCGACAACAUCACCUGGGCCGUCUGGAAAGACGUCGAAUGGACAAAACAAUACCUCACGCGCGCCCUACGCCAGGAGCUAAACGACAUGGUGCGCGCCGUCAACACCAUCUUGCUCAAAGCCGUUAGAGACGCUGGACCAAACGUCCGGGUCGAUACUGUGAACCCCGUGUCUUAG